Myotis myotis is the source of this 3376-nucleotide messenger RNA. Its product is annotated as fer-1-like protein 4. Gene Ontology annotation, biological process: plasma membrane organization. The record is from RefSeq and is a predicted model, not a curated record. NCBI's taxonomy places the organism in Eukaryota, Metazoa, Chordata, Mammalia, Chiroptera, Vespertilionidae.
AUGGCUCUGACUGUGUGUGUGCGGCGACUGACGGGGCUGCCGGGAACUCAUGACCGACAAGUGAGGCUCAGCUUUCGGGGUUUUACCCAGAAAACAAGGAGAAUUCACUGUGGCCAAGAAGCAGAUAUCGGUGAGGUCAUUGGCUUCAAGUUUGGAGGGUUGGCUCCUGUGGUGGCUUGGGGCCAUUCUCCGGGUCACUCUUCUGCUCCAUGCCACACCCACAGGCCUCUGGGGACCCUGGUGAUUUCCUUACAGCAGCUACAGAUCGCUCGGCAUUUGGUGCUGCAGGAGGCCCUAGUGGAUAAGAAUCUGCAAGUGUCCCCGAACCAGGUGGAGCUUGACCUGAAGUACCAGCCCCCAGAGGGUGCAACUGGAGCCUGGGCAGAGGAAGACUUUGGGGCACCCACUCAGGACAGCUCGGAGCUGGUCAUCCCCAAUGUGGGUUUCCAGGAGCUAGAGCCUGGGGCGGCCCGGCUGGAGCGGCAGGCCGUGGCAUUGGGCUGCAGGCUAGCUCGAGGCCUAGCUCAGCAGGACGAUGAGGACAAUGAGCUGGAGCUGGAGCUGGAAGAUGAGCCUGAUGUGGAGCUUUCCAGCGUCGUGUUCAGUUCCCUCAAGAGCCGAGCCCGGGGCCUAUCCCGAAGGGAUCCCUUCCAGGUGCCCAGGGCCCAGGACUUCCAGGUGGGGGUCACCGUGCUGGAGGCCCAGAAGCUGGUGGGAGUCAACAUUAACCCCUAGGCUGUGCGUGUUGGGGAGCAGCGCCCGGUCACCACUACACAGGGCGGGAAAUGCCCUUUCUACAAUGAGUACUUCUUGUUCGAAUUUCAUGAGACCCGACUUCACCUCCAAGAUUUGCUGCUGGAGAUUACGGCUUUCCACUCGCAGACCCUCCCCUUUGUGGGCACCCGACUCGGCACCUUCAGGAAGGACUUGGGCAUUAUCUUCGAUCAGCCAGAUGGCCACUUCUACCAGAAAUGGGCUCCGCUGUAUGACCCGCGGGACACUUGCGCCGGGACCAAAGGCUUCGUCAAGGUCACGUUGUCCUUGAGGGCGCGCGGUGAUCUGCCUCCUCCGCCGCCACCCCUGGGCCCGGGGCACAGUUCAGACAUCGAGAAGAACCUGCUGCUGCCCCGCCGGGUGCCGGCGGAGAGGCCGUGGGCGCGGCUGCGCGUGCGAGUGUACCGCGCGGAGGGGCUUCCGGCGCUGCGCCCGGGGCUGCUGGGCAGCCUGGCCCGCGCGCUGCACGACCGGUGCGUCCUCGUGGACCCCUAUGUGCGAGUGUCUUUCCUGGGCCAGCAGGGCGAGACGUCGGUGCGCGGAGAGGCGGCGGCGCCCGAGUGGAACGAGCAGCUGAGCUUCGUGGAGCUUUUCCCGCCGCUGACGCGCGGCCUUCGUUUGCAGCUGCGGGAUGACGCGCCGCUGGUGGACGUGGCCCUCGCCACGCACGUGCUGGACCUGAAGCAGAUCUCACACGCGGGCCGCGCGGCGGGGUUUAACCCCACCUUCGGUCCAGCCUGGGUGCCUCUGUACGGCUCGCCCCCAACUGGGGGAAUCCGGGAUGGUCUUCAAAAUCUCAACGAAGGCCUGGGCCAAGGCCUUUGGUUCCGGGGCCGCCUGCUGGUGGCUGUGUCCAUGGAGGUGUUGGAAGGGAGAGCUGAACCCGAGCCUCUCCAGGCUCCACAGGGGUCCAGGUUGUCCAAGCUCAUGGGAAAGAAGAAGAAAGCCAGGCGGGGCCAGACCCCAGCGAGGAUUCAACAGCAUCUAGAUGCCAGCGCCAGGCCUGAAGUUCCCAGUGCAAUGGAGGUGGAAGUGGAGGAAUUGCUGCCACUGCCAGAGAAUGCCCUGGCGCCCUGUGAAGAUUUCCUGCUUUUUGGUGUGCUCUUCGAGGCCACCAUGAUCGACCCUGCCAUGGCCUCCCAGCCCAUCAUCUUCGAGAUCUCCAUUGGUCCCGCAGGCCGGGAGGAGCAAUUGGGCCGAGGGCCCAGGACCCGGGAGGGAAUGGAGGGCGGGGAGGAGGAGGCGCAGCCGUUGCUGGAGUCCGAGGUGGGAGUCAGGCUGGUGGAAGAGGAGGAGCUGGGGACCCCUGCUCAGCGGCCUGAACCCAUGGAUGGCAACCAAUGCCUGCCCCUGCGUCACUGCAAACCAUGCGAGCGUGUGUGGAGCCGCUGGGAGAAUCACACAUGGCGCCUGCGGAGCAGUAACUGUGUGCGGAAAGUGGCCGAGAGGCUGGACCAGGGGCUCCAGGAGGUUGAGAGUCUGCAGCGCAGGCCAGGCUCUGGCGCCUGCACACGACUCAAGCAGGCGUUGGAAGAGCUGGUGGCUGGGAGCAGAGUGACCCUGGCCCAGGUCCUUCCUGAAGCCCUUCCCAGGAUUCCUCUCAAGAAUCUGAACCCCCCCUUCCCCCCCAAAACACCCCCUAGUUAUGAGCUCAGAGUCAUCAUCUGGAACACGGAGGAUGUGGUUCUGGAUGACGUGAACCCACUCACUGGAGAGAUGUCCAGUGACAUCUACGUGAAAAGCUGGGUGAAGGGGCUGGAGCAGGACAAGCAGGAGACAGACGUGUACUUCAGCUCUCUGACUGGGGAGGGAAACUUCAACUGGCGCUUCCUGUCCCGCUUUGACUACCUGCCGAUUGAGUUGGGGGUGAGCAUCCGGCGACGGCCUGGACCCUUCGCCCUGGAAGAGGCUGAGUUCCGGCAGCCGGCAGUGCUGGUCCUGCAGGUCUGGGACUAUGACCGCGUCUCCGCCAAUGACUUCCUCGGAUCCCUGGAGCUGAAGCUGCCAGACAUGGUGCGGGGAGCCCGGGGCCCAGAGCUCUGCUCUGUGCAGCUGGCCCGUGAUGGGGCUGGGCCCAGGUGCAAUCUGUUCCGCUGCCGUCGCUUGCGCUUGCGGGGCUGGUGGCCUGUGGUGAAGCUUCAGGAGCCAGAGGAUGAGGAGCGGGAGCAGCGGGAGGCCCAGGCUGGCAGGAAGAGGUGGCGGGGAGGAGGAAGGGCCGGCCAGAAGACUUAAGAGUUUGCAGACCCCGGAGGCAACGUCUAUAUCCUCAGGGGAAAGGUGGAGGCAGAGUUUGAGCUGCUGACGGUGGAGGAGGUGGAGAAACGGCCAGUGGGGAUGGGGAGGAAGGAGCCUGAGCCCUUGGAGAAGCCCAACCGUCCCAAAAUCUCCUUCAACUGGUUUGUGAACCUGCUGAAGACCUGCGUCUUCUUCAUCUGGCGCCGGUACUGGCGCAUCCUGGUGCUCCUGGUGCUGCUGGCAUUGAUCAUCAUCUUCCUCCUCCUCGUCUUCUACAGCAUGCCAGGCCAGAUCAGCCAGGUCAUCUUCCAGCCACUCCACCGCUCCCCUGGGCCCUAACUGACCUUGGACACUCAUCCCCUCACAC